This is a messenger RNA of Acaromyces ingoldii, 1659 nucleotides long. RefSeq lists its product as hypothetical. The coding region runs from base 351 to 1598 and encodes 415 amino acids. The record is from RefSeq and is a predicted model, not a curated record. The transcript has a single exon. NCBI's taxonomy places the organism in Eukaryota, Fungi, Basidiomycota, Exobasidiomycetes, Exobasidiales, Cryptobasidiaceae.
GUGAUGGACUGACCUCAGCUCUCCUGAGCACUUGUGUCCCAUACGUUCCAUAUGAUCAGGUACAAGCUGACCCGCAAAAGUUUCGUCGCCAAUCCAGGCACGGGUGACCAUAUGGAAAUGACGAUCCUCCGGACACGGCGCCCAGAAAUUGCAUUAUUCGGCAGGAGCAAAACAGUCUUAAGAUCGGAGAGUUUGAUCUCCUUGCUGUUCGCAACUUUCUCCUCAUCGUCUCCUAUCGCUUCCUUUCCUUGUUGGCAACGAUCUGAAAGGCUGGUUCCUUUUAGAUAAAGUCGUUCUCUUCCGCCAAAAGCUUCUUCUCUCAGACAGUCGCUCGAAGCGCUAGCUCAACCAUGAAGCUGAACUCAGCCAUCUUUGUCUUGGCCUUGACGGCUGGGCCCGCCUUCUCGGUUCCUUUCGAGGCUGGACUCUCGAAUCGCGCCAAGAUCAACUCGACUGGCUCGGGCAAUACCAGCGUCAGCCACCAUCAUGUGGGAACCACCGUCAAAGACGGCAACAAUAACGCAACGGACAUUCAGAACGGUAGCAAGAAUGCCACCCUGGCUGGUGGCAGAAACUCGACCUACCACCACACCGGCAAUACCACCCUCGCCAGUACCAUCAACAGCACCAUGGCCACAGUCAACAGCACCAUCGGCGCGGUCAAUGGUUCCGUGGGCAACAACAAGACCAGUAGCAAGGUUACUUCCAGUGACGGUAAGAAUAGCACCGCUCCUUCCUGGGCCAUCAGCACGUGCAAGGCCCUGGGUAGCAAGAUCUGCAGCUUUGUUGAUGGCGUCCCCAAGCUCAACGUCCAGCAGAAGCAGCAGAGCAAGCGUGAUGGCUCGCCCGCUGUCAACGGCACAGGUACGCCAAAUCAGAGCAAUACGACGACGGGCGUUGAUGGCAACCCCAAUGACUCCUACUCCGUCGUUCUGGACCCAACCUAUGUCGCAACCGGCCUGUGCAACCCUUCGGUGUUCAUGGACCUAAUGUGGAACUUGUCUUGCCCCGUUGGGAACAAUCAGCUGUCCUGCGGUGGGUACAAGACGUGGGACUGCCAGUAUCACGAAGACCGCACCGGCGACAUCCUACCCGCUGCAGAUCUCAACGUGACGCCGCGCAAGCAGGUCAAGCAGUGCACGAUGCGCUACCAGGCGUUCUUUGACAGCAACAGUCCCUACCAGGGCGUACAGAACCACACCCUCGCCGACUUCAUCAAGCGCAGCACGGUCAAGAUGUACCAGGCGCUCAUGGACCAGGACGGCGGCACGAUCCACGGCCAGCUGUACCCCAAGGACGAGGAGGGACCCGGCGAGCAGAACCUGCCGGAUGUCGACACGUACAAGGUGCCCUCUCGUAUGCUCGUCUUCGGUACCCAAGGACACCAGGACACAGCGCAGGACGGCGGUCACUUCCUCCAGGUCAUAACCGAAAUUGACUGUCCGGCGCCCAACGACUCGCUGUCCUGCUCCAAGCUGGCCGGCAUCUCGUCGGCGUUCCUCGGCAUCCUGGGCGCCAUGGUACCUGCCAUUGCUGCACCUCUGUCCAUCGGAAGCAGUGUCACGAGCAUCGCUGCCAACGCUGCCUGCCCUUCUUAAUUCAAACCUUCUCCUCCCCCCCCAUUCAUCUGUGCUAGUCUUACCGUAUGCCUGUCGCUGU